Messenger RNA from Prorocentrum cordatum, 723 nucleotides. The record is from the annotation of a GenBank genome assembly. Lineage: Eukaryota; Dinophyceae; Prorocentrales; Prorocentraceae.
AUGCCGUCUUGGACGUUACUCGUGCUAGUGGACUUCGCCAGCGGGAAGUUGUGGACCAAGGACUUCGACGCUGCGCCUUCGGAACAAGACUCCGCGAGUUUGUCUGGGGUGCAGUCUUUCCUGCUUGACUGGGUGAUGUCCGUGGUCAACCACGCCCCGACAGUGUGGUGGAGCGACAACAGGGGGCAGUUCAAAUCCGUGAUCAACGCACUGAUGGAGAACACGUUCGGCACGGUCCCUGUGUUUAUCCCGCCGGGGCAUCCAGCGUCCAACGGCUUGACAGAGAGGAUGAACGGUGUCUUGGGCCGCUUGGCGAACGACCGGUCGAAAUUGCAAUCAGUGACCACGGCUUUGAACAACGCCUCCAGGGGUAGGCACUCGUGCCCCCCAGAGGUGCUUUAUCGUUUGCUUCUCCCUCGCCGCAGCACUCUCACGCACCAGGCGGUUCGGCAGCAGAUGCAGGCCACGGGGGCCGCGAGCGCCGAGGUCGAUCGGGGCGCAUUCCUGGCAGCCUACGCAGAGAUGGCGGAGAAGAUGGAGGCCGAUGGGGUGCCGCAGCACCUGAUUGACGACCACGUCACCCAAGUCAGCACGAUCCGCGACGCGAUGUCCUCCAGGCAGCUGCGGAUAGACAUCGGCAGCCGGCUGCAGUGGUCGAGGAAUUCGUCCAACAGGGGCAUGGUGUUCUACACAGGCGACGUCGUGUGGAUCCAGAAGAGUCAG